Molecule: messenger RNA, 1776 nt
Organism: Anastrepha obliqua
Lineage: Eukaryota; Metazoa; Arthropoda; Insecta; Diptera; Tephritidae
Product: threonylcarbamoyladenosine tRNA methylthiotransferase
Exons: 1
Coding region: 47-1732 (561 amino acids)
Biological process (GO): tRNA methylthiolation
Cellular component (GO): endoplasmic reticulum
Molecular function (GO): tRNA (N(6)-L-threonylcarbamoyladenosine(37)-C(2))-methylthiotransferase activity; 4 iron, 4 sulfur cluster binding
Source: RefSeq, a predicted model, not a curated record
UUCACAUGUUUAAACGUCAAAAAUCUUGGCAAACAACCAAGCUCCAAUGUUGGAUUUAGCUGAAAAUAAUAUCGAGGAUAUAGAGGAUCUCAUCUCAGAAGACGAUGUGAAACCACGUGAUCGCUAUAACAAUAAAAAGAGUGUAUCCGUCCGCCCAAAGAAGCGUCCAAAAAUUACUUGUAAUGAUGCAGAUGGCAUACAUCAAGAUAGGCAGUUUCCAGAGAAAAGAACUUACGAAAGCGUGAUACCAGGGACUCAGACGGUGUAUGUGAAAACGUGGGGAUGUGCACACAACAACUCCGACUCCGAAUACAUGGCUGGGCAACUUGCUGCAUACGGCUACAACCUAACAAACAGCAAGGACGAUGCCGAUCUUUGGUUACUUAACAGUUGUACGGUGAAAAAUCCAUCUGAGGAUACUUUUCGAAAUGAAAUUCAAUCUGGAAUGGCUAAUGGAAAACAUGUUGUGGUAGCAGGAUGUGUACCGCAGGGUGCACCCAAGUCGGAUUACCUACGUGGAUUAUCGGUUAUUGGCGUUCAGCAGAUUGAUAGGGUCGUGGAGGUAGUAGAAGAAACAUUAAAAGGCCAUAGCGUACGGCUUUUACAAAAUAAAAAAGAGCAAGGCAAGCGUGUAGCCGGUGCACGACUAGCCUUACCAAAGGUGCGUAAGAAUCCUUUGAUCGAAAUUAUACCUAUCAACACAGGUUGCCUUAACCAGUGCACCUACUGUAAGACGAAACAUGCACGGGGAGAUCUUGCUAGUUAUCCGCCGCAAGAAAUUGUGGAACGUGCUGAGCAAGCCUUUGCUGAAGGUUGCUGUGAAAUAUGGUUAACAUCGGAAGAUACUGGCGCAUACGGGCGAGACAUUGGCACUUCACUGCCAGAACUUUUGUGGCAACUAGUUGAAGUCAUACCAGAACACUGUAUGCUGCGUGUAGGUAUGACUAAUCCACCUUACAUACUGGAACAUUUGGAAGAAAUUGCCAAAGUACUGAAUCAUCCAAGAGUAUACGCAUUUCUUCAUGUACCCGUGCAAAGUGGAAGCGACUCAGUUUUAGGGGAUAUGAAACGCGAAUAUUGCCGUAGUGAAUUCGAGCAUGUUGUUGAUUUUCUUCGCGCCCGUGUACCAGGAGUCACCAUUGCCACUGACAUAAUUUGUGGGUUUCCAACAGAAACAGAAGAAGACUUCGAGGAAACAAUGCAAAUGUGCGCCAAAUAUCGCUUUCCUAGCUUAUUUAUCAAUCAAUUCUUUCCACGACCCGGUACACCAGCUGCCAAAAUGCAACGGAUACCAGCACAUCUGGUAAAGAAACGUACAAAACGGCUAACAGAUCUAUUUAACAGCUAUUCACCAUAUGAUGGUCGCGCAGGCGAAGAGUCCACAGUGUUGGUAACGGAAAUAUCACACGAUAAACAACACUAUGUCGGACAUAAUAAAAGCUACGAACAGAUUUUGUUGCCUAUGCGGGAAAAUCUGCUUGGCACUGCGGUGCGAGUACGCAUUUCAGACACCAGCAAAUUCAGUAUGAUGGGAGAAAUCAUUGACGAUGAAUCUGAUUGGACACGCUGUACUGUAAAACAGGAGCAGAAUGGUCACAUUCAAAAUGGCAAGAUAGCAAGCCCUUUGGAGAGUGAGAGUGAAAAAGAGGACGUCGUACGCAAGUAUGUCGGUUUCGGAUUGAUAUUACUGUUCAUAGCGUUUAUGUUCCAAUUGUUGAUUAAGUUUUUAUAGUUAUUUAAAAAACAAUAAAACAGCGCUAAAGAAAAAACACAUAA